CAGAGUUUCUGAAAAUAAACCCAUGUCUCACUUUCAUUUCCUUAACCGUCGUCCAUACCGUGUGAAAAAUCACUAGCUGUCUUCUCCUCAUUCACAGAAUACUAAACAUCUUCACCAUGUCACUUUCCUUCAACACACUUCAUUUCUCACUCUUUAUAUAUACCCCUUUCAAUCCACACUUUUCCAUUCAAUAUCAAAGCCACACAAAUAACAAAAAUAACAGAAUAACAACUGCCAAGUACUACUACUAUAACUAACUCUUAUCCAUAGAGUUUUUUUCUAACAGAAUUAACAAACUUUCUUCUAUUAUCAUUGUGUUAUUACAACAUGUUUACCAAUAAUCAAAUUUUGGAGUCACAUGAUCCAUGUUCAUCUUCAGAGAGGUAUCUUAAGCCGAAGAAACCUGCGGGGAGGAAAAAGUUCAGAGAAACGCGCCACCCGGUUUACCGUGGAGUCAGAAAGAGGGAUUCUGGCAAGUGGGUGUGUGAAGUGAGAGAGCCUAACAAGAAGACAAGAAUCUGGCUAGGGACAUUUAUUACUCCUGAGAUGGCGGCGCGUGCGCAUGAUGUUGCCGCGAUUGCGCUUAGAGGAGAGUCUGCUUCUCUUAAUUUUGCUGACUCUGCUUGGAGGUUACCGGUUCCUGCUACGUCGGAUGCGAGAGAUAUUCAAAAGGCGGCGGCGGAGGCAGCGGAGGCUUUCCGGCCGGAGACUAAGUUUCAGAACAGUGAGUAUAGCCAGGAGAGAAAGGAUAAUGAAUCAUCAACGGUGAAGGUGGAAGCGGCGGAGACAGCGAUGGAGCAACGAGAGGAAGAAGAGGAUACAGUGCCGGAGUAUUUAAGAAACAUGGUUCUUAUGUCUCCUGCACGUUACUGGGGGAACGAGUUUUGUUUUGAUGACGUGGAUUUUGUAGAUACUGAAGUUUCAUUAUGGACUUUCUGAGUUUAAUUCAAGAAAAAUGCUAGUACCAAAUUUAGGAAUAACAACUAUGUUUGUGUAGAAAAUUGUAGGAUAGUCUUUUACCAAAAAUAACAAUUUGUAAUAGUGUCUAUACUUCUGAUUUUUUUACAAGUACAGAUGCUAUAUGUAGGUUGAGAAAAUAAAGUUCUUUUUUUGGGUGUUGAUACUUGAUAAGGUGUUAAAAAGUGUACAUUAAUUUUAAGAAGUGUACACAAUCUUUUGCUGAAAUUUUUUAUAUAUUAAUAAUUUUAAU
Messenger RNA from Vicia villosa (hairy vetch), 1210 nucleotides. RefSeq names its product dehydration-responsive element-binding protein 1A-like. NCBI's taxonomy places the organism in Eukaryota, Viridiplantae, Streptophyta, Magnoliopsida, Fabales, Fabaceae. Bases 328 to 939 code for a protein of 203 amino acids. The record is from RefSeq and is a predicted model, not a curated record. Gene Ontology annotation, molecular function: DNA-binding transcription factor activity; DNA binding. Gene Ontology annotation, biological process: regulation of DNA-templated transcription. The transcript has a single exon.